Molecule: messenger RNA, 1674 nt
Organism: Knipowitschia caucasica
Lineage: Eukaryota; Metazoa; Chordata; Actinopteri; Gobiiformes; Gobiidae
Source: the annotation of a GenBank genome assembly
AUGCGCAUAGGAGGUUUGCCCAAAGCGCACAGUUACCUCAACAGCGGAGCAGACAACAUGGGAACCAACGGACUAGACGAUCAGGGCCAGCCGUCUGAGGAUCUUCAAGCGCAGGACCAGGAUGCGUCCCAUACUCCUGAUAAGACGGAGGCAGCAGCAGUGAGCGAAGGCAAAAUGAGCCACGAUGACAGCUCCUCGCAGCUCAUAGAGGCCGGCUGCAAACCUCCCAUCUCCCCCACGCCUGCAGACUCUGAGCCCGGACCCCAGGUGCAGGGGAAGGGGCCCGGGGCAGGCUUCGUCCCACCUGAAGGAGGCUACGGCUGGCUGGUGGUCUUUGCAGCCACAUGGUGCAACGGGUCCAUUUUUGGGAUUCAAAACUCCUUUGGCAUCCUUCACUUGAUGUUAGUGAAGGAACAUGCGGAUACAGAGGACAAGACUUCCCACUUCAAAGUUGCGUGGGUUGGAGCCUUGGCCAUGGGGAUGAUCUUCCUGUGUUCACCAGUGGUCAGUAUGUUUACAGACUCGUUUGGCUGCAGGAAGACGGCGGUCAGUGGUGCUUUGCUGGCGUUCAUAGGGCUACUAAGUACAUCAUUUGCAAACUCACUGAUUCUUCGUUAUUUUACCUAUGGCAUACUGUUUGGAUGCGGUUCCUCCUUUGCGUUCCAGCCAUCUCUGGUCAUCCUGGGUCACUACUUCCGCCAGCGAUUAGGACUGGUCAAUGGAGUGGUAACUGCUGGUGCCAGCCUCUUUUCCAUGGGCCUCCCAGUGUUACUGGACAAGGCUUUGCUUGCAUUGACCUUCAAGCCUUUGCUGCCUGCUGGAGGAUCCAUGGGGCCCCCUGGCAUGUGUCCAGAGCAGACACUGCCUGGGACUAAUGCACAGGAUACAAGCAGGUGGAGCAAAACUGUCAACAGAGUCAGAAAGUACUUCAAUCUGCGGGUCUUUCACAUCAUCACAUACAGAGUGUGGGCAUUUGGAGUGGCCACUGCUGUUCUGGGAUACUUUGUACCUUAUGUCCAUCUGAUGAAUUUUGUGAAGGAGCAGUUUAAAGGCACUAAUAAGGAAUGGGUUCUUCUGGUGUGCAUCGGAGCUUCGUCGGGAGUGGGUCGCCUGGUGUUUGGAAAGAUCGGAGACCACAUACCGGGUCUAAAGAAAAUAUACAUGCAGGUGGUGUCCUUCAUCGUGCUGGGCCUGAUGUCCAUACUCAUUCCCCAGUGCUUUGUGUUUGAAGCGCUCAUCGCGGUGUGUGUGUUUUUGGGACUGUGUGAUGGAUGUUUUCUCACUAUGAUGGCUCCUAUUGCCUUUGAGCUGGUGGGACCUAUGCAGGCUUCACAGGCUAUAGGCUACAUCCUCGGACUCAUGGCUCUUCCUAUGACUGCAGGCCCACCGAUAGCUGGCCUGUUGCGAGAUUAUUUUGGAAACUACACAGUGGCCUUUUCCCUGGCUGGCAUCCCUCCCAUGGUUGGUGGUGUGGUGCUCUUCUUCGUGCCUUUGGUCCAGAGCAGAAGGCCAAGAGCUGCUCCAAUGGAGACAUGCUGCCUGGGUACACGGAUGUGGAGACGCACAUCUGACUGGGAGUACACAAAGGGAUUCAGUCACCAGCAUUGUUCAUCCUCUCCACCGGAGACAUGUUUUGUAUUCUACUUUACACUGUCCAACAACAUCUCUCCCUAA